GCAGCCAAUCAGCACCUUCUUCCUCUAACGGUCAUCGUGCGCACUUGCCGACUGGUUGCUGAGUGCGGAGGGUUUCACCCAAUCAGAAGCAACCCCACGUGGGGUCAUCUUCUCAUUUCACUAGAGCGACCAAUGGCAGCCCUGCAAGAACCCUACGCCAAGGACCCCAGCGUCGGCCAAUCACUGACACCCUCCUCUCAGUGAGACUGUCGCGCGCCGCGAGACCGCGCUCUGAAGGAGCCAAUCAGCGUCGGCGCCGAGGUGUCCUCGCGCCGCUGCCUCCUCGCUCCCCCCCUCCCACCUCACUCCCCCGCCCGCGCGGCGCUGUUCCUGCUCCCCGCUCGCUCCCCCGCCCGCCGCCGCCAUGGACCCGAGCAACUGGAGCAGCUUCAUCUUCCAGCAGAGUCACACACAGAAUCCCCUCCAGGUUGGGGCCGAAAUCCAGUCCCGGUUUUUUGCCUCCCAGGGCUGCACCCAGAGCCCCUUCCAGGCUGCUGCUGCGGCGCCCCCGCCACCCGCUCCAGCCACCUCUGCUGAUUCCCUGCAGGUGGACCUGCUCCCGGUGCUGGCAGCCGCCCAGGAGACGGCAGCAGCCGCGGCGGUGGUGGCGGCUGCCACGGCCUCAGCUCCGGCUGCCUCCACAGUGGACACGGCAGCCCUGAAACAGCAGCAGCCGGGGCCCGAGGGGAACGGGGGGCAGGUAGCCUCAGCCCCGCAGGCCGCCUCCCAGCCCCCCCCGGCCCAGCCGCCCGCGCCGCCGCCCCCCAGCGAGGCCCAGAAGAAGUCGAAGAGCAAGGGGCCGUACAUCUGCUCGCUCUGCGCCAAGGAGUUCAAGAACGGCUACAACCUCCGGCGCCACGAGGCCAUCCACACGGGCGCCAAGGCUGCCCGCGCCAGCCCCGCUGCCAUGAAGAUGCCCACCAUGGUGCCCCUCAGCCUGCUGAGCGUCUCCGCCCUGGCGGCAGGUGGGGGCGGGGCGGCGCCAGGGGCGGAGGGGGGCGGGGCGGCAGGGCUGGUGACCACCACGGCCUCUGGCAAGCGGAUCCGGAAGAACCAUGCCUGCGAGAUGUGCGGCAAGGCCUUCCGCGACGUCUACCACCUCAACCGGCACAAGCUGUCGCACUCGGACGAGAAGCCCUACCAGUGCCCCGUGUGCCAGCAGCGCUUCAAACGCAAGGAUCGGAUGAGCUACCACGUGCGCUCACACGACGGCGCCGUGCACAAGCCCUACAUCUGCAGCCACUGCGGCAAGAGCUUCUCCCGGCCGGACCAUCUCAACAGCCACGUGCGCCAGGUGCAUUCAACAGAGAGACCCUUCAAAUGUGAGACAUGCGAGGCGGCCUUCGCCACGAAGGACCGGCUGCGGGCGCACACGGUGCGCCACGAGGAGAAGGUGCCGUGUCACGUGUGCGGCAAGAUGCUCAGCGCCGCCUACAUCACGGACCACAUGAAGGUGCACAGCCAGGGGCCCAACCACAUCUGUGAGCUGUGCAACAAAGGUACAGGCGAGCUCUGCCCCCUGGCAGCAGCAGCGGCCCCGCCCACGUCGGCCGUCACCGUCCUGCCCAUGGAGGGGGCCCCGGUGGUGAGCCAGCCGCUCCCCACACAGCCCUGGUGAUUCCUGGGGGGCAAGAGCCAACCUCCCCCCGUGUCAUCCCCCAACCCGGCAGCUGGAGACCCCCCCCCCGCGCCACCAGAACUGGCCCCCGCGGCUGGAGAGGAGAGUUGGGCCCUUUUCUCGUGCUUGGCAAAGGGGGGACGUGACACCGGACAGAUGGGGGCCCCUCCAAAAGAUGGGGACCCCCUCCCUCCCCCAACCAUCCUCUUCCCCCUGGACAGAGGGGGGCCUCCCGUCACCUCUAACCCCCAAGAGGCCCCCCCAAUAAAUCUUAUUCCAUCCUUGGGAGGGGAAUGGGGGGGGCUGUAACCCCCUGGCCCCACAGUUGCCCCCCACCGCCCAUCAGCCACAUUCACAAAGGGGUGGGGGGGCUCUGCGUGGGAAGGAGGGUGUCACUGACAUUGCUGGGGGCUGGUACCAGCCAUGGGCCAGUCCCCCUCCUGCAGGGGAGACCCCUGCUUCUCUCCUGUCCUGGGGUCCCCCCGGUUGCCCCCUCAGCCUUGACACCCUUCUGUCCAGGGGUCCCCUACCCCCCCUAUUUUCUAUGGAAUUUUUAUGAUUUGUUUUGUUUUCUCGUGUUCGUGUUCUCGGUCCAGCCGCGUCUCGCGUUGAUUCUGCCCCCGUCCCCCUGCAUGGCCCUGACUUUGGGGGACUCCCCCCCCCCUUUUGUAUUGUAUAAAACCACCAAGAAACGGACAAAUAAACCAUGUGCCGCUUUGA
This is a messenger RNA of Gopherus flavomarginatus (Mexican gopher tortoise), 2338 nucleotides long. It is a transcript of the gene MAZ, whose product is annotated as MYC associated zinc finger protein. The transcript has 6 exons. The record is from RefSeq and is a predicted model, not a curated record. Lineage: Eukaryota; Metazoa; Chordata; Testudines; Testudinidae. Gene Ontology annotation, biological process: regulation of transcription by RNA polymerase II. Bases 365 to 1618 code for a protein of 417 amino acids. Gene Ontology annotation, molecular function: DNA-binding transcription factor activity, RNA polymerase II-specific; RNA polymerase II cis-regulatory region sequence-specific DNA binding.